GAAGCCAUGGCAACCCCUGCACCCACAUCGCACACCUUGCAGGCCCUUCUGCUGGGCCUCAUGGCCGCCGUCCUCCACGCUGUGGCGGGGGCUCCGAAGGGGAAGGCCACGCCGAUGCCGCCCGUGGCCAAAGCAAGACCCAGGCCUGCCGCAGCCAACCCAGCGAUGCAGGAGCUUUCCAAAGGCCGCAGGCCACCACAGCCGAAGGCGCCCCUCUCGGCCUGCCGGAAGGAUUCCAGUGAGGUUGGGAGUACCGCGACGCCUCCGACCAGCAACGACGCAGCCAGCAGCGAUGUGGCCGCGAGCAGUGACCGGGGAUUGGAGUCCGACUCGGACGCGCGUUAG
Symbiodinium sp. CCMP2456 is the source of this 345-nucleotide messenger RNA. The record is from the annotation of a GenBank genome assembly. Lineage: Eukaryota; Dinophyceae; Suessiales; Symbiodiniaceae.